Molecule: messenger RNA, 4527 nt
Organism: Scleropages formosus (Asian bonytongue)
Lineage: Eukaryota; Metazoa; Chordata; Actinopteri; Osteoglossiformes; Osteoglossidae
Gene: pdx1
Product: pancreatic and duodenal homeobox 1
Exons: 4
Coding region: 3167-4003 (278 amino acids)
Biological process (GO): regulation of transcription by RNA polymerase II; type B pancreatic cell differentiation
Cellular component (GO): nucleus
Molecular function (GO): RNA polymerase II cis-regulatory region sequence-specific DNA binding; DNA-binding transcription factor activity, RNA polymerase II-specific
Source: RefSeq, a predicted model, not a curated record
CUGGAUCAGGAGCCAACAACUGUACAGUUGCUCAGAUAAGUUACAAACUGUGGCGUUUAUGUACUGCUUUACAAACUCUAAAUUGUAUAAAUUUAAUUGGUCUACUUUAAAACUUGUGUGUAAUUUGUGGGGAAAAAAAAGUCCUUUGUGCCCUUUGUUAAAAUUAAAGUUCAUUCUUAGUCUUUCAACUGAAAAGGGUAAAAUCUGUUUGAAUACCCUUAUUUUUGUGACUUCUGUAGGACGUAAGGGGCCUUCUGUUUUUCCUACAGUGACAAGUCUUAAAUUCACUUCGGUCCAGCAGAACAUUGUAUAUCUGUCAUGCAUCUUUGACAGGAAAUUUUUUGCAUGUGAAGGAACAUGUUUCUACAAAAUCAAUGUUUGAUCAUGUCACAUUAUAGUUUAUUUCAGACUACUCCUUUGCAUCAUGCUUUACAUGAUGCAAAAAAAGUCUUGAAGUCGGUCUGCUUUUUUUCCCCCUUAUAUGGAGUAAAGUUUCUUUAUUUUAAGAAUAACUUGCAGGCUUUGUAGAGAAGGAAAUUGGUACUGUGGCCUUUACUCUGGCCACUAACAGUAUUUUUUUUUUUUUUUUUUUGCUUUGGCAUACUGAUACAACAAUAGGCAUCUGUUUUCCCAAGAGCCAAGCCUUAUCGCGUCAUUGUCGGUUGUCUCCAGAGCGGCGGCACAAGGAACCAGGCAGCUGGGGCCAAGGUGCAGGUGCGAGACAGCAGCAGGGCGCUCUAGUUCCCACUGGUGACUGAAUGCUGACCCCUGGUGAUCCCUUGAGCCCAGUACAACAGAUUUAGAUAAGUAACAGGAAAUUGUAACACAUUAUUAAUAUCAUGUUAUGUAAAUCCAGUGACUUUGGACUAUCUGACCUGAGGUGGCAUUGUGUUGCUGUGGUGGUGUUUUAACCUGCACAGAAACACAGACCAUCUGCUGAGGUCUGCGAGUCUGCACAGUGUUCGAAACCCUACAUUCCAUGCAGCACAGCCUUUGAGGUUCUGGCAGGGCCCUGGACAGUCCAGGGUGAGGUCUAGGCUGCAGGUUCUGGGCCGCUCCUAGAGCAGAGUUAUUCCCAUUAAAGUGUCGUUAGCAUUCCUCGCGGAUUAGUCUGCUCCUUGCGUGUAUUUGCUUAGGCAGUGAGCUGUCGCCACUGGAAAUCAGCUUGUUAUCGCAUUUCACUCUUUCUGACACUUACACCUGUAUUAUCAGUAACUCCUUUCUAAGCGUGACAAAGGGGGAAAAAAACUGCCAUCGACAACCGGAGAUGUGGAUUCAAAAGUGCCUUCAUACAGCCAGGUACCCCUCUCUAGAGAGUCCAGGGUAAGUACCUUGAAUAAGGGUACUACAGCAGGAAGGGCAUUCGAACCUGGAACCGUCGACUAGCCCUAGCUACUAUUCUACCUGCCACCAUUCACAGUUUCCACUUCAAUGGGUAGUUAUAUAGCUGUAUUUUAAUUUAAAUAUAUGCCAGUGCAUAGCCAUUUAAUCAGCCAAGAAGCAGCAAUUUGGACAAGACAGUUUGUGAUCAUCUGCCCUGUAAAGACCAUAAUUGUGACAAUGUUCAUUUACCCAGGACUCCACUGAGCACUGUUGCUAACAGUAUCGGUAGUAUCUUUGCACCCCCUAUAGCUGACAAAUGAUUGCGCUCUGCGCAAAAUGCGCGGUGCCUCGCGGCCGCACAUAACCCGUCCAAAGUGUUUAACCCCUGUAACUGGUUUAUUGCGGUCUAAUUGAAAGUAGCCGAAUUGGCUGAUGGCGACCCAGGUUUAUAUUUGACAGCCUUUAUUUCCACGCCUUGUCCGCCUUUCCCCGAAAGCCAUUACGCACAUUUGUGCUCUUUGGAUAGAACUCCAAGUGACUUUAUCGCGUUCACGCUUCAGGAGCGCCAUUCAUUGUGCGCGUUUCUGCAGUGGCACGUAGUUGGGGUUCGAGUGACCCUGCCUCGUGCUAAACCAUGACCAAAUAUAAAGACCAUUAAGCGCAAUUACUUGGACCGUCUGCGGUGAAAUGGGUUUGUUACAACUUUAUGAUACGAGUAAAGGCCCCAUUAAGUUACUAUGGCAAGCUUUUCGAGCGGCUGCUCACAAACAGAGCGGCAGAGCUGAAUCGCUCGUUAAAUAACAGAGUGGACGAGGCUUCGGUCCACAUUUCCUUCAGGAACCAGUAACGCUCUUAUACUUUCCCCUUUGGCAUAUUGCACGUGUGAGCGCACGCCGCCAUCCAGGGGGACCAUCAAUGAGCGAUAAUAUUCUUUACAUUUAUUCGCGAAUAUUGUGUGUGUUGGGGGGUUAGGAUUUCCCUUCAGGACUGUAGUGGUCUAAUACUCACAGUCACAUGACUGAACUAAUAAACGGUUGAGAGAAAAUUUUGCAAAACCCCAAAUAAAUAGCACAAAGCUUUUGAUACUUCACUUGGGCUCAUGCAACCCAAUAUUUUUGUGCAACUCCAGUAUUUAUUGCUAGUAUUUCUGGACUCCACCACCUGACAAGCUGUUACACCUCGGUAUGUACCUAUACAUUUACAUUACUAAUGAUUCCUGUAGAAUAAUGAAAAACCGAUUCCUCUUUGGAACACAACAUAAUGGUUAGGUGUUCAGGUGUGUCAGAGAAGACAGAAUAACAGGCUCGUCCAUUUCCACGAUCAACUUCUCCUAAGUGUGUUUACUGUCCGUUUCCUAAGGUCCGAGCGAUCAGCAGCGGCCACGGGCCACAUGCACCGACCCCCCCCCCCCCAGUGACGGAGCACCCCUCAUAAACCCCUUCCCUGCCACUCCCUGCUGCUUCAUUUAUUAGCAGCAUAAUCCAGCGCUCCCUCCGUCCGCGGAGAUAAGGGUCCGCAGAUUCCCCCGCUCACCUGGCCGGCCGUCGCUCCAUUAGGCCCCACCGCAGGUGUUUCUUAGAUACCCGACGGCAAACAGCCGUGUUUACCGAGGGGACUGAUCGACACGUGGGUCACUUGUCGAUUAGUGCGGGACUGAGCGUGGAAAAGGCGAGGGGAGUGACAAGUAAGCAGCUUUUCCCACGUUGUAUCAACAGUGACACCGGUGGGUCGGCGCACCGGGGUCACAUGGCGACAGACACACCUAUGAGGGCCUGUCAGCGGUGCCUGGCGCAGGUGACCGCAGGCAGAGCUCCAGUGCCGCGCAGGGGCAGCUCGCGAGCGCAUGAGCACCUGUGUGCUGGAGGAGCCCUGGUCACCAGCAGCGAUGAACAGGGAGGAGCAGUACUACUCCUCCUCCUCCUCCUCCUCCUCAGCAGCGCACCUCUACAAGGACUCCUGCGCCUUUCAGAGACCCCCGGGCCCGGGGGAUGAGUUCAGGCACAGCCCCCCGCCGUGCCUCUACAUGGCCCGGCAGACGGCUCCAGUGUACCCCGCGCCGUCGCUCGGUUCCGUGGAGCCCCAGUGCCUCCCUGAGAGCGGCCCGUACGAAAUGCCCCUGAUGCGGGAGGACCCGGGGGUGGCACAUCCCCACCCGGCUCCGCAACACGCACAGUCCGUGCUGCAGUCCAGCGCGGUGUACGGACACCCAACGGAGCUGGCGAUGCUGCCCGAUCGGAGCCGGUAUCAGCUGCCCUUCCCGUGGAUGAAGUCGACCAAGUCCCACGCGCACGCAUGGAAAGGCCAGUGGACAGGCCCCUACAUGGUGGAGGCUGAGGAGAGCAAGCGCACCCGCACUGCCUACACUCGCGCGCAGCUGCUGGAGCUGGAGAAGGAGUUCCUCUUCAACAAGUACAUCUCACGGCCGCGCCGCGUGGAGCUCGCUGUCAUGCUCAACCUCACAGAGCGCCACAUAAAGAUCUGGUUCCAGAACCGACGCAUGAAAUGGAAGAAAGAAGAGGACCGCAAGCGAGUGCGAGCCGGUGAUCCCGAGCAGGACUCUGCCAUCAGCUCCGGUGACCUGAGGGAGGAGCCGAGCAUGGUGGUCCCACCCACUGCACCGGAAGCCACAGCAUCCAGUUCCCCCCUGGCAGUGAGGGGAAACCAGAGGAAGUCCCCAUGAACACGGGGAGAACACACAGACUCCGUACGGAACUUUGUACCGUGCUGGUAGCAGGUGUAUGUUGCUGGCCUUCAGCUGGAGUGUCUCCUCGUCACACGGGAAGCGUGGAGAUGCAGAGCGACAAUGCUGAUGAAACAUUUUUCAAACGGUCCCACCACCUCCCAUGACCCGGCGCAGCCUGGUAUGACUGGUAUGAGCCAGGUGUUCAGAGGAAGAACCUGCCUCCUGUGAGCGUGAGCAAGAUAUGAGAGAGGAAACUGUUCCAUUGCCCCACCUUGACUUUAUGAGUAGCUGUUGCACAGCUGGAGCUCAUUUCUGCCAAUUCCCGAGAGCUUGAGUUAUGUGUUCCGAGUUGAAAUAAUUUAUGGAAAAAAAAACAAGUAGGCUGUGUGCUGCUUUUCUUGAAAGACCAAGAUGUUUCCAUCAUUUUGACAAUGUUGGCUUUGAUGUGUAUAUAAUUAAUGAAUUGUUUGUAUUUAAUGAGUGAAACAGGUAAUUGUGAUCAAAUAAAAACAAUAGAAUAA